Messenger RNA from Chelonus insularis, 1269 nucleotides. RefSeq names its product inositol monophosphatase 1-like. Lineage: Eukaryota; Metazoa; Arthropoda; Insecta; Hymenoptera; Braconidae. The record is from RefSeq and is a predicted model, not a curated record. Gene Ontology annotation, biological process: phosphatidylinositol phosphate biosynthetic process; inositol metabolic process; signal transduction. The transcript is spliced from 5 exons. Gene Ontology annotation, molecular function: inositol monophosphate 1-phosphatase activity. Bases 132 to 983 code for a protein of 283 amino acids.
UGAGAGAGAGGAAACUGAACAGAGAGUCAAGACGUUAUUUAAGAACGUCAUUGACAGUGAUAUCUUAGUCAGUGUAUCAAAGAUUCUCGUGUAGGUUAAAAACUGUUUGAAAUAUUGUAAUAUACAAAAAUAUGACGAAUCAAGAAGAUUAUUUUUACGACUUUGCUAUGAAAUUAGUUCUUGAAGCUGGACUAGUAUUAAAAAUCAGCAUAGAAGCUAAAAAAACGAUUAAAGAGAAACAAGGUGAUUGGGAUCUUGUCACAGAAUAUGACCAGAAAAUAGAAGACACAAUUGUAGGAAAGUUAAAACAAGAGUUUCCUAAUCAUAAAUUUAUUGGAGAAGAAUCAACUGGAGCUAAUCUUCCAGAAUUGACAAAUGAUCCUACAUGGAUUAUAGAUCCAAUUGAUGGAACGAUGAACUUUAUUCACUGUUUUCCUCACACGUGUGUGGUCAUUGGCUUGGCAAUCAAUAAAGAAGUGAGAAUUGGAAUUGUAUACAAUCCUAUUUUGGAGCAAUUGUUUACAGCAAGAAAAGGACGAGGUGCUUUUCUUAAUGGACGUCCUAUAAAGACAUCGAAUAUCCAAGAUAUUUCUAAAUGUCUAGUUUGUAUUGAGCCAGGAUUUCUCAAAGUUGCAAGUUUAAAGAAUAAAAUGUUUGAAAGAAUUCAAUUAAUUACAAAAAAAACUCAUGGAGUGAGAACUCUGGGAAGUGCAGCUAUAACAUUGUGCUAUAUUGCCCUUGGAGCAGUUGAAGGUUAUCACAUAGAAGGACCAGGAAUCUCAACAUGGGAUAUUGCUGCAGCUUCAUUAAUUAUUUCUGAAGCGGGCGGUGUUGUUGUAGAUCGUGUAACUGGAAAAACUGUUGACAUUAUGAAUCCACGAGCUAUUGGUGCUUGCAAUGAUAAAAUUGCUCAAGAAUUGGUAAAAAUAAUUCAUGAAGCUGAUCGUCUUGCAGAGCUUAAUGAAUCUCAAGAGAAAUUUUAAUGAGAUCUUUUACUUUAUCAUGAUGCCAAAUACAGAAAAGAACCGAUUUUUUAAUUUAAAAAAAAAGUAUCAUUUCUUCGGAGUUAAUGCAUAAAUUUUCGUAAUUUCUGUAAUAGUUGUUAGUCUCAAUUCUUACUCAACACAAGCAAAAAGUAGAUUGCUGAUAUAGUUGUCCUCUACGAUGACAACUAAAAAGUUCAAAUCAAUAUACCAUUAUAAAUCAUUUAUAUAGUUAUUUAUUCCUUGUUAAUAUUCAAUCAUUGCUCAAUAAAUAAAUAAAAAAUGA